AUUCUCCCCAGCAGCCACGGUGACAUGACAGAAGGCACACCAGAAUGGGACAUCAACGACGCCAUCGUACCCGUGGUGGUGAACUUCGACCAGUUCAGCGAGUGGUGUAACGGCCACGUCCGGAAGGUCUACCCAAAGAGCUGCGAGGAAGCCCGUCGACACUCCUCAGGGUGGGCCAUGAGGAACACCAAUAACCAUAACGUGCAUAUUCUGAAGAAGAGCUGCCUCGGAGUAGUGGUGUGCUCGGCGAGGUGCAGACUGCGUGAUGGGUCGAAGGUGCAUCUCCGGCCGGCCAUAUGUGAUAAGGCUAGGAAAAAACAACAAGGCAAGCUCUGUCCCAACCGGCUGUGCAACGGAGGUCGCCUUGAAGUCCAGCCUUGCCGUGGCCACUGCGGGUACCCAGUCACCCACUUCUGGCGACACACAGAAGACGCCAUCUUCUUCCAAGCUAAAGGUGUCCAUGACCAUCCGAGACCCGAGGCUAAGGGUGCCAGCGAAGUCCGACGCUCACUGGGGGCAGGUAGAAGAGUCAGAGGUCUAGCUCUGAUGUUAGCUAGAGAAGCCGCCAUUGCAGAGUCUGAGAAACCUGUCAAAGAGCAGAAGAUUAAUCCUCAUCCACAACCACCUCCGCCGCUCAUCCCUGACAGCCAACGAAGUCUCACGUGCACAUGCGCUCCAUUCGAAUGUUCGUGUCGGUGGCGCGCCGAGCAGCCAGCAGAGGCGUACGCGCCGCAGCCCUGGUCCGCCAUGUCCGUAGAACCUCAACAAUACGCCGCCUACGCCGCCGCCGUUCCCCCCGCGCCGUCACAGUGCCCGCAGUACGACCCUGCGGCACUACCUACCGAAGAAAUAUUUCAUCCAGAAGAAAUAUUCCAGCUGGAUCAGCCCAUACGCCUAGACUUCCCAGCCGAAGACAACACGUUAGAGUCGCCACCCACCUUUGCCAAUCUUAACACUAGGCAAGACGAGAUCUGGUGGGAAUGGCAGCGUACGGGUUGUUCAGAGUCAAGCGAAACUCCUUCGCCGGAAGCCUUCGGCAGUUUCUACCAGCAAGCGGAGGGGUACUGUGAGCAGACCUACAACCAGUACGAUCCUGAGGGCGCUCAAAGCAUGUCACCCGUCAUGUACAGCCAGGAUUGCAGAUACCCGCAGGAUUGUUCCCACGUCGACUACGUGUGGAACUACGAGGGUGGGUACUGCAAUGAGUACCAGGAGCCGGCUAUAAACGCUUUUGGUAGUCUUUUAUAA
Amyelois transitella is the source of this 1248-nucleotide messenger RNA. Its product is annotated as transcription factor glial cells missing 2-like. Gene Ontology annotation, biological process: gliogenesis; regulation of transcription by RNA polymerase II. The transcript is spliced from 4 exons. Gene Ontology annotation, cellular component: nucleus. The record is from RefSeq and is a predicted model, not a curated record. The annotation marks the transcript as partial. NCBI's taxonomy places the organism in Eukaryota, Metazoa, Arthropoda, Insecta, Lepidoptera, Pyralidae. Gene Ontology annotation, molecular function: DNA-binding transcription activator activity, RNA polymerase II-specific; RNA polymerase II cis-regulatory region sequence-specific DNA binding.